Messenger RNA from Eupeodes corollae, 2280 nucleotides. Its product is annotated as bis(5'-adenosyl)-triphosphatase enpp4-like. Lineage: Eukaryota; Metazoa; Arthropoda; Insecta; Diptera; Syrphidae. The transcript is spliced from 6 exons. The coding region runs from base 207 to 1619 and encodes 470 amino acids. The record is from RefSeq and is a predicted model, not a curated record.
CCCUGCUCUCAGCUAGCUGUGCUGUGGGAUGUGCUGUUCGCUGUUCUGUUGUCGUUGCAAUUUUGUUUUUUAAUUUUUAUGUUGACUAUUUACGACUCGGGUUUCGAGAGCUUUGUCAUUUGAUUGUUUGUUUUUCAUUCCACUUAUUUUAACUUUUAAGGUUAUUAAAUUAUAUCAUAUAAAGAUCGGAUGCUAUAGAAUCUACGAUGAAGCUGAAAUUCAAUGGAUCUAUGGCCACAUUUCUGGUUUCUACACUGCAUUGCAUAGCCAUAUCGUCAUCAGCAGCCACCAACAAAAAUACAACAAAUCUUGAGAUUGAGAAAGAUCUACUUUCGGGGACAGAAAGCCCAAUACUCAUAGUAGUGUCAUAUGACGGUUUUCGUAAUGAAUACUUUAAACGCAACGUCACCCCAACAAUGCUGAAAUUCCGACAGGAAGGCAUCUACACAGAUCGAAUGCUAAAUGUUUUUCCCACUAAAACCUUUACCAAUCACUUUUCUAUUGCAACGGGUUUAUAUCCAGACGCUCAUGGGGUCCUGGCUAAUUCUUUAUACGACACUGUCGAUGGACCUCUGGAUUACUCAUAUAAGUUGUUCCACUAUAACAACUCUAUUCAGCCAAUUUGGGUAGUUAACGAAAAGGCUAAUGGAGUUUCUGGUUGUAUGAUGUGGCCAGGCAGUAAUUUCAAUUACUCGGAUACAGGAUGCACGUACACGUUAAAAUACAAUAGUACGUUGCCAUUAAUGGAGCGCGUAGACACUAUGAUAAAAUGGCUUACCGAUCCGAUAAAACCAGCUAAUCUGGUAAUGUUUUAUUCCGAGCAACCAGAUAAACUCGCUCACAUAACAGGGCCCGAUACGAAAAACAUUACAGAAGUUGUUUCGGCUUUGGACUUAUUGACUAAAUAUAUCCAAGAACAAUUGAUAGAGCAUAAUCUACAGAAUAGGACAAAUGUGAUACACUUAAGCGACCACGGUAUGGCGGGAGUGCCUACAGCCAGAUUCAUUAAUCUAACAGACUACUUGGAAGCGGAUUCAUGUAAAAUGUAUGGUAGUUCGCCAGUGCUUCAAAUAGUUCCAAAAGAAGGGAAACUUGAAUAUGUGUAUCAAACUCUCAAAAAUGCGUCCAAAUUGAAUGGACAUUUCGAUGUUUAUAAAAGUGAAGAACUACCAACAAGAUGGCAUGCUACCAACCAGCAGCGUUAUGGUCCAAUAAUAGCUGUUGCUAAAAUAAACUACGGUUUCCAAGAUUUAUGGGAAUACGCCAAAGACGAUGGAACAUCCUACGGUGUACAUGGUUAUGAUAACGAGGAAGAGCUUAUGCAUCCGAUUUUUAUGGCUAAAGGUCCAGCAUUCAAAAGUGGAGGAAUACAAGCUAAACCAUUCGAAUCUGUCGAUCUUUUCCAUUUGUUUACGAAAAUUCUUGGUAUAAAUGAUUCAUUAGUAACAGACGGUUCGACAGAGAGAAUUUUACAAUUGCUGGCAGCGGAGGAAUCUUCUGAAAGUAGCUACACGCUAACAAUCCUCAUCAUUUCUAUAUGUGUAUUGGCAAUCAUUUCUGGGAUUAUUUUCUACGUAAUGAGAGUGCAAAGAAAGAAAAAUUACUACAGUCCAACGUAAAAAGGUUUAAUUUUUUUGCACUGAAGUUCACACAAUUUUAAACAAACAAAAAAUAUUGAGGGGAAAAUACUAUAAAACUUUUUAUUUACUAUUUAUUUUGUCAAAAAUUGAAAGUCUUCAUGCUACUAAGUGUGCUAUUCCAUGCCGGCUUUAGCAUCCCGACUAUCUAUAUCUUUCUGUUUAAAUUUGGCAGCUUUUUAAUUUUUAGACUUUGGCUUCGGACAAUUUAUAGCUAUAAACACACUUUUAUGUUGCAUCUUUUGCUUAAGUAAGCAGAACAAUUACUAUUUCGAAUGUAUUAUAUAAAAGUCACCAUGCAAUAGCAUACUAAGUUAUGGAUUUUUAGAAAACAAAAUAAUUUUGGUGUUUAACUAUUUAUUUUUUACAAUAAUCGACCACUUGACAAAAAUGAACAAAUCAAUCUUUUGCUUCCCAACUUAUGAAAGAUCAUUUUUCCAUUGAAUGGUGAUCUAUGAACAAUGUUGUAGUGAUACCUUUUGCAAACAGGAAUUUGGCUGUUAUCAAAACACUAUUUUUUACAAGUUACCUAUUAUAUAUUUUAAAUUUUGUAUUUGUAUUUGUAUUUUAUUUUAUUCAACAAGCCAAUAGAUAAUAAAAACAAAAAUGUACGAUAGAUUAAAAGAAUCUUUGUGUUAAAUUA